CUCAAUCCAUCGCCCCAAGUACAAGAACAGGAGUCCGACGCUCGAAACAACCCAGGAAUAGAGCACACAAGACUUAAUUUCCCCUCCAUCGCAGCGUCUCAAGCGCAGGCGAGCAGUCCGCAAUUGCCGCCACACCCCGAGGACAAGGCCCAAUGUCAACACCGCCACCAAAUCCUAGCCAGUAUCCGCCAUCCGACCUACCUCAAGGACAAUUGCCGAAGCAUACCCAAGGUUCGCAUUCGGGGUCUUCCUCUCCGACUACACUACUUCCAGAGUCGCAGUAUCAGCAGCUACCCGUAGAGUCACGAUAUCACCCAGAGCCGGAACAACUCUCGGAUCCAGAGUAUCGGCACCGACUAAUGCAAUUAGAGAACCUUCGUCGAGCGGCUUCCGAGACAAAUUCACCUGCGUCGUUGGAACGGGGUCAGGACAGCAAUCCUGGAUACGAAAGAGCAAGGACUGAGCCUUUCUCUCGGGAAAGGAGCGCAAGGUAUGGGGUUCAGCGAACCCAUUGGAGUGAAGUCGAGAGAAAAAUGAGCAAGUCUGACGCGGCUGAGGCGAAGCACACUCAAUGCGAGCAGGAUAUUCAGACUGCACGGGAGCUGACAGAGCAGGCAACACAGAGAUACCUAGAAGCCCAACGUCAGCUUCAACGUGCCAGGGAAAAGGAGGAGGCGCUCAGAUUUCAACAGGAGAUGUUAAUGAUGCGGGAUCAGGACAAUGCCGGCGCUCUAACGGAACAGGAAAAUCUGUUCAGUAUGGAGAGCAGCGUGGCACCCUCGUCAUUGGAGGAGCCCCCAUUAUCCUCGCAAAGGUCCCAACGUGAUUCAUAUCGGAAACAGGAGCGGCAACAACAACGACAACAGCAACAACAACGACAACAGCAACAACAGCAACAGCAGCAGCAAUCACCUACCGCUCUUCCCCAGACGCCCCGAGCGAUGACUUCCCCUAUACAGGCUCGCGAAUUCAUUCGGUCUCCACGGUCUUCACAUUUGGACGACAUAUCAAGGACCCCACGGAUGAGUGAUGACAGAGAAGCAAGAGUCGUUCCCCGAGUCAGCGAAGCGGCUAGUGCUACGGGGUUCUCAGCUCCUCCUGAUCCCGUGUAUUCAUAUUUUACUGCUCAUGAGGCGGAGAGUAGCAGCGAUAGCGAUGCUCAGGACGUCGAUGAGAGAGUACCAUUCAAACGGCAUCCUACCUCUCCACGCGUUGAAGUGAAGUUGGAGGAUGGUGAGGAGGAGGUUGAAGCGCAACUUGGUGCCUUGCACAAUCAAAUGGUUAAUAAUGCCAAUCACCUGAUUCAUACGGAAUACAGUAUCCCUAUUCAGAGAUCGCUGCCCGAGGAAUCUGAUCUAAGGGAACAUCAACGGACGACCUUAAACCGUUCGGUGCCCUGGCAAUCUCCAACGCCUGCUGUAGCCAGACCCAUGAUAAUCCAACAACCGAAUGUUACUUCGCAACCAUCCCCAACUCAGCCCCCGACGGUGCGCGAUACUCCUGUGCUAGCUGGCUCCAGCGCAAUCCCAGGGCCACGCGCCCCACGCACGAAUCGAGUACAAUCGACACGAUCACAUAUACCCCGUUUAAGACCCUAUCCUGAUCAAUCAGAGAGACAUUUGUCUGCCUCUCUCUCUGCUCGGUCACCACCGCCUGUGAGAGCCUCGAGACGAGCUUCGCGAGAAACUUAUCCGCAAUCCACUAGUCAGCCUAGGCAGCACUUUGCUACGUUCAUGACUACGCUUUCACAACAUUCGCGAUGUCAACAUCACGGUGGCCAUUCCUGCCCAGCGAUAGUGAAUUACACGCAUAUCGAACAUGUGGAAAACUAUUACUGCCGCAAUGAAGAUCAGCAGAUGCCGCAAAGGGCUCCGUCGCGCAGCGGUCGGCCAGAUGAAUGGACUAUGGAAGAAGACGUAGAUACGGAAAAUGAGAGACAUGCAGCUGCGAUGGAGGUGCAAGUAGAGGUAGAAGAAGCCAAGCACAAGGAAGAUAUUGUGCGGAGGAAACAGUCGCCGGGUUCUCAGUAGUUUACGCGUUUAUAUCUUUGAUUUAGCCCGCUGUUGCUGUUGUGAGUGAGGUCACCGAUUGAUGCAGAUGCUGUGGAGCCUGUUUAGUCUUUCUUAAAAAAAUUUUCGGUUAGGCAGUCGUAUGAUCCCCCUCUUUCAUCCACACCACGCCCUUCUCUCACCAUGCUUAUUUACCAGGACAUUAUCACCGGCUAUCAAACCAAUACUUC
This is a messenger RNA of Gamsiella multidivaricata, 2239 nucleotides long. RefSeq lists its product as uncharacterized. The record is from RefSeq and is a predicted model, not a curated record. The transcript has 2 exons. NCBI's taxonomy places the organism in Eukaryota, Fungi, Mortierellomycota, Mortierellomycetes, Mortierellales, Mortierellaceae. Bases 153 to 2030 code for a protein of 625 amino acids.